CUCAGGUGAAUGUAAUGGUAGCUACAAGACAUCGACCUUAGCCGUUCAUCCAAGAUGUAUCCGUUGAUCUUGCGACGGAGUGGAUUUUUAAACGCGGGUUGAAUGGUAGUGUCUAGAAAGGGUAUGUCCCUUCAGGAGAGAGGUGCCAAUGUCCAACCGGCCUAAUUCCAAUCCAGGGGGGUCACUGCGCCGUUCACAGAGGAACACUGCUGCGGCCCAGCCACAAGACCAUACAGUCCCGGGAAGGUUGCAGUCAGAGCAGGUAAAACAUAAAGCAAAUUCCCAACCUGAAAAUAGAAGAUCUAGUUCUAAGGCUUCCAAAGCCACGCCCAGCUCAACCUCUGGCCAGUCCAGAGGGCACAGCUCAAGAAGAAGCGGUCUUACUCUGUCCGUGGCUUCAUUUGUGCUUCAAGACGACCCCGAGGCUGCAGGGACAUCUGAGCAAGAGCAACCAGGCCACCAGUCAAAGAGUGAAAGCACCCGAGGGCUAAAGCGAAACUUAGCUCCUGACCAUAUCAGUACCUUUGACCCCCCCACUGCCAAGAAGUCAAAGUCACCCCCAACAUCCCGAGAAAGCACAUCUGAGACCAAGAAAGGCCCAGCUAAGUCAAAGAAGAGACCACUGACAACAGAACUACCUGCACAGUCAGGUCGAGGCCAGAGCAAGAAGAGCGGGGCCACUGGAGCCUUGCCCACCCAGAAACGAAAAAAAGCUGACUCUCUCCCCGGUCUGAGUAACACCGCUGGGUCCCUCCCCAACCGUACUGAGGGCAAAACUGCAAAACCCACCAAGCUGGCGUCUAAAUCAGCCGCCUCAGCCAAAGCUGGGUGUAGCACUGUGACGGACUCCUCCUCCUCUGCCUCCACCUCCUCCUCUUCUUCCUCCACAGGCACCAACAGCACUGCCCCGCAGGGUGCGCGGGUCAAACAGGGCAAAGACCAGAACAAGGCUCGUCGGUCUCGCUCGGCAUCCAGCCCUUCCCCUCGCCGCAGUACCCGUGAUAAGGAGCAGGCCAAAGCGGCUGGUUCUUCCAAAUUUGAGUGGGCGGCUCGUUUCAACCCCAAAGUCAACCUGCCAAAGCCAAAACUGUCCCUGCCCGGGUCCUCCAAAACUGAAACCUCCAAACCUGGGCCCUCAGGACUACAGGCUAAACUAGCAAGUUUGAGGAAAUCCACUAAGAAGCGCAGCGAGUCUCCUCCAGCAGAGCUCCCCAGCUUUCGGCGGAGCACACGCCAAAAGACCACGGGCUCCUGUGCCAGCACCAGUCGGCGGGGCUCAGGCCUGGGCAAGCGGGGGGCAGUCGACGCUCGCCGCCAGGAGAAAAUGGCCGACUCCGAUAACAACCAGGAUGGGGCCAACUCAUCAGCAGCUCGCACCGAUGAGGCACCACAAGGGGCAUCGGCUUCUAGCUCAGUUGCCGGAGCUGUAGGCAUGACAUCUGGAGAGAGCGAGUCUGACGACUCUGAAAUGGGAAGGCUGCAAGCCCUUUUGGAGGCCAGGGGUCUCCCCCCACAUCUCUUUGGACCCCUUGGACCCCGCAUGUCGCAGCUGUUCCACAGGACCAUAGGCAGUGGAGCAAGCUCAAAAGCUCAGCAGCUGCUGCAAGGCCUGCAAGCCACAGGUGACGAGUCCCAGCAACUUCAGGCUGCCAUCGAGAUGUGCCAGCUGCUGGUGAUGGGCAAUGAGGAGACAUUGGGUGGAUUCCCAGUCAAGAGUGUUGUGCCCGCUUUGAUCACACUGUUACAAAUGGAGCAUAACUUUGAUAUUAUGAAUCAUGCCUCUCGGGCUCUCACUUAUAUGAUGGAGGCACUCCCUCGAUCCUCUGCUGUGGUGGUUGAUGCAAUUCCUGUCUUCCUGGAAAAGCUUCAGGUGAUUCAGUUCAUUGAUGUAGCAGAGCAGGCACUGACUGCCUUGGAGAUGUUGUCAAGGCGACACAGCAAAGCCAUCCUGCAGGCUGGUGGGCUUGCUGACUGCCUACUCUACUUGGAGUUCUUCAGUAUAAAUGCUCAGAGGAAUGCCCUGGCCAUUGCAGCUAAUUGCUGCCAGAGCAUCACCCCGGACGAGUUCCACUUUGUUGCUGAUUCUCUGCCACUGCUGACCCAGAGACUUACACAUCAGGAUAAGAAAUCCGUGGAAAGCACUUGUCUCUGUUUUGCCAGACUGGUGGACAACUUUCAGCAUGAGGAGAACCUGCUGCAGCAGGUCGCCUCACGAGACCUGCUGACCAACAUUCAGCAGCUGCUGGUGGUAACUCCUCCUGUGCUCAGUUCAGGGAUGUUCAUCAUGGUUGUGCGCAUGUUCUCCCUUAUGUGUUCCAACUGCCCCUGCCUGGCAGUGCAGCUCAUGAAGCAGAACAUAGCAGAGACUCUGCGCUUCCUCCUGUGUGGUGCAUCAAAUGGCAGCUGCCAAGAGCAGAUUGACCUGGUCCCGAGGAGCCCUCAGGAACUCUAUGAACUCACCUCUCUGAUAUGUGAGCUAAUGCCCUGCCUACCUCGAGAGGGUAUCUUUGCAGUGGAUGUCAUGCUGAAGAAAGGCAGUGCCCAGACCACAGAGGGAGCCAUCUGGCAGUGGAGAGAUGACCGGGGGCUCUGGCAUCCUUACAACCGCAUAGACAGCCGCAUCAUUGAGACAGCCCACCAGAAUGGGGAGGAUGAGAUCAGCUUGUCCACCCUGGGCCGUGUCUACACCAUUGACUUCAACUCAAUGCAGCAGAUCAAUGAAGACACAGGCACAGCACGUGGCAUCCAGAGGAAACCCAAUCCUCUUGCCAAUCCCAAUACAGGGAGUCACCAGGAAGUGCGGCGGGAGGAUGCACGAGCCCAGCUGAUGAAGGAGGACCCCGAGCUAGCUAAGUGCUUCAUCAAGACUCUUUUUGGGGUCCUGUACGAGGUGUACAGCUCCUCAGCUGGCCCCGCCGUCAGACACAAGUGCCUUAGAGCCAUCCUCAGGAUCAUCUACUUUGCUGACGCAGAGCUGCUGAAGGAUGUGCUGAGGAACCACGCUGUGUCCAGUCACAUUGCCUCCAUGCUAUCCAGCCAAGAUCUGAAGAUUGUAGUGGGUUCUCUGCAGAUGGCUGAGAUUCUCAUGCAGAAGCUGCCUGAUGUCUUCAGUGUCUAUUUUAGAAGAGAAGGUGUAAUGCACCAGGUGAAGAACCUUGCAGAGUCUGAGAGUUUCUUAGUCACUAGUCCCCCCAAGGCAUGCAGCAGUGGAACUGCCAGUCUGUGUACUACCACCAUCAGCACUGCGUCCUCUACAGCAGCAACUAAUGCCACUCCUGACCUGGGAUCACCCAGCUUCCAGCGCAUGGAGGAUUCACUGGACCUUAGCCCCCAGGGGCGGUUAAGUGAUGUCCUGAAGAGGAAACGGCUACCUAAAAGAGGGCCCAGAAGGCCCAAAUACUCUCCCCCUAGGGAUGAUGACAAAGUAGACAAUCAGGCCAAGAGCCCCACUACUACUCAGUCCCCAAAAUCAUCCUUCUUGGCCAGUCUGAAUCCCAAAACCUGGGGCAAGCUGGGUGCCCAGACAAACAGCGGCAGCUCUGAGCCUUCACGCACAGCUGGAGUGAGUGGCCUGGCAAGGGCACCUCCCAAGGAUUCAAUCUCAAAUAACAGGGAUAAGAUAAAGGCCUGGAUCAAAGAGCAGGCCAGUAGGUUUGUUGAACGCUACUUCAACUCUGAGAACGUGGAUGGCAGCAACCCUGCACUGAAUGUACUCCAGAGACUUUGCACAGCCACUGAGCAGCUCAACCUGCAGGUGGAUGGUAGUGUUGAAUGUCUGGUGGAAAUCUCUAGUAUCGUAUCGGAGUCUGAUGUCUCAUCGUUUGAGAUCCAGCACAGUGGGCUUGUGAAGCAGCUGUUACUCUACCUAACAUCCAACACUGACAGGGACAUGGUCAGCCGCGAUGUGCGGCUCAAGAGGUUUCUGCACGUCUUCUUUGGCUGUCCGGUUCCAGGGAUGGAGCCUGCGGGUCGUCUGGAGCCGUCAGAGAAUGCCCCUCUCUUGGCGCUGGUGCACAAGAUGAACAAUUGCCUUAGCCAAAUGGAGCAGUUUCCUGUCAAAGUGCAUGACUUCCCCAGUGGCAAUGGCAAUGGGAGCAGAGGUUCUCAGGCCCUAAAGUUCUUUAACACUCAUCAGCUCAAGUGUCAGCUGCAGAGACACCCAGAUUGCACUAAUGUCAAACAAUGGAAAGGUGGCCCAGUGAAGAUUGACCCCCUGGCCUUGGUGCAAGCCAUUGAGAGAUAUCUAGUUGUCCGAGGUUAUGGGAGAAUCAGAGAAGAGGAGGAAGACAGUGAUGAUGACGGUUCAGAUGAUGAAAUAGAUGAAUCACUGGCGGCACAGUUCCUGAAUUCUGGCAGUGUACGUCACAGGCUGCAGUUCUACAUAGGUGACCACCUGCUGCCCUACAAUAUGACUGUGUACCAGGCUGUGCGGCAAUUCAGCCUUCAGGCUGAAGAAGAGAGGGAAUCCACAGAUGAUGAGGCAAACCCACUUGGGCGGGCCGGCAUCUGGACCAAAACACAUACCAUAUGGUAUAAGCCUGUUAGAGAAGAUGAAGAUGGCAGCAAAGAUCCUGUAGGUGGAAAGAGGGGCCGGGCACAGACAGCCCCCACCAAAACCUCACCUCGUAAUGCCAAGAAACAGGAUGAACUGUGGCACGAUGGUGUGUGUCCCAGUGUUACCAAUCCAUUAGAGUCGUACCUCAUUUCGGAGCCACCAGAGACCAUAACAUUUGAUGACCCUUCUUUAGAGGUCAACCUGCUGCUGAGGGUCCUGCACUCCAUCAGUCGGUAUUGGUUCUACCUUUAUGAUAAUGCUGUGUGUAAGGAGAUCAUCCCCACGAGCGAGUUCAUCAACAAUAAACUGACAGCCAAGGCCAAUCGUCAGCUACAGGACCCGCUGGUCAUCAUGACGGGGAACAUUCCCACAUGGCUUAUCGAACUCGGCAAGACCUGCCCUUUCUUCUUUCCUUUUGACACACGGCAGAUGCUAUUUUAUGUGACUGCCUUCGACAGAGACAGAGCCAUGCAACGCCUACUUGACACCAACCCUGAGAUCAACCAAUCAGACUCUCAGGAUAGCCGAGUGGCACCGCGUCUUGAUAGGAAAAAGAGGACGAUAAACCGCGAGGAGCUGCUAAAACAGGCUGAAUCUGUGAUGCAGGACCUGGGCAGCUCCAGGGCCAUGUUAGAGAUCCAGUAUGAAAAUGAGGUGGGCACAGGUCUGGGCCCCACCCUGGAGUUUUAUGCUCUUGUGUCCCAGGAACUCCAGCGGGCUGACCUUGGGCUGUGGAGGGGCGAUGAGGUCACCCUGGCCAACCCUAAAGGAAGCCAAGAAGGGACCAAGUAUAUGUUCAGCUCUCGGGGGCUGUUUGCCGUUCCCUUUGGCAGGACAACCAAACCAGCACAUAUCGCCAAAAUAAAAAUGAAGUUCCGUUUCUUAGGAAAACUGAUGGCCAAAGCCAUUAUGGAUUUCAGACUGCUGGACCUGCCCCUGGGGCUGCCCUUCUACAAGUGGAUGUUACGGCACGAGACGUCCAUCAGCUCUCAUGACUUGGUCAACAUUGACCCCGGUGUGGCAAAGUCCAUCCAGCACUUGGAGGACAUUAUCCGCCAAAAGAAGAGGCUGGAGCAGGACCGGUCACAGACAAGGGAGACCCUGCAGCAGGCACUGGAGAGCCUGAACAUGAAUGGCUGUUCAGUGGAGGACCUAGGUUUGGACUUCACCCUACCAGGAUUCCCCAACAUUGAACUUAAAAAGGGGGGCAAAGAUCUUCCCGUCACGAUAUACAACCUGGAGGAGUAUCUCAGGUUGGUGGUGUACUGGACACUAAAUGAAGGCGUGUCAAGGCAGUUUGAGUCGUUCAGGGAAGGUUUCGAGUCAGUCUUCCCCCUGCAUCACCUACAGUAUUUCUAUCCAGAGGAGCUGGACCAGCUGCUGUGCGGCAGUAAAUCUGAGACGUGGGAUGUAAAAACCCUCAUGGAGUGCUGUCGACCUGACCACGGCUACACACACGAUAGCCGUGCGGUACGGUUCCUAUUUGAGGUGCUGAGCAGCUUUGAUGCCGAGCAGCAGAGACUCUUCCUGCAGUUUGUCACAGGAAGUCCAAGGCUGCCUGUCGGAGGUUUUCGGAGCCUAAAUCCCCCUCUGACCAUUGUGAGGAAGACCUUUGAGUCCACAGAGAACCCAGAUGACUUCCUCCCCUCAGUCAUGACCUGUGUCAACUACCUGAAGCUGCCCGACUACUCCAGCAUAGAGAUCAUGCGCGAGAAACUGUUGAUUGCAGCCCGCGAGGGCCAGCAGUCAUUCCACCUUUCCUGAUCUCUUUACAUCUCACAUAAAUAUGCCUUCUUCAGCAACUGAUGAAAUCAUGACUUCCUUCCUAGUUUUUUUUUUUUAAUCACAUACAUUGAGGCUAUAUGUACAGCCUUCUUGUUAGAGAAAGCAGCUUGCAGAAAAUUUAAGACUUCAGAUAUAUAUUUGCUGCCCCCAUCUCUCCUUAAAUAAAAAGGAAAGAUAUUACAUGGCUCACAGAACUUAAAGUGGAAAAAACUGAGAAAAACUUAUAUCAGUAGUUGAAUAAUGUUAAAAAAAGAAAAAGAAAAAAAACUGGGUGACAUUUUAAAUUGCAUUGCUGUGAUAUUUAAAAAAAAAGGGAUGUUUCCUCCCCAGAGUGGUGGAUAACGUCACUAUGUGGUGGGGGAGGGGGGUAUCCAUUGAGCAAGCUAGGUUCACUUUAGCUCCAAAGAUCAUUUGUACAGACAAAUUUGCAGACUUUGCUCAUUCUACACAUUUGAUAGAAUAGCUCUUUUUUCUCAUGUCUUCUCCCUUGAGUUUGUUUGUUCGCAUUUUGUUCUGUAUUAUAUUGGCCCCAGUUUGUGUAUUGCAUUUUGGUUCAGCUUUCACUUGUGUGUCUUUGCUUAAAGUUCUGGAAAUGAGAGUUGCAGUUGGUUGGAUGCGGGUAGUAAUGAGAGUUGUAUUAUUGUUGUUAUUAUUAUUAUUUUCCUACCCAAGUUGAAAUUGUGUUCUGGCCUGACUAUUGCAAAGGUGUGUGUUGGGCUAGUUAAUGUCUAGCUCUUAGUUUGGUUGUGUCUCCACACUGGACCCCACAGGAGGUGCAGGGUCCUCUGGGUAGACCAAGCUUUGAGCAACUCUCAACACAAAAUGUAGCUGGGCACAAAAUUAUACUGGUCUCAUCUUAUCCCGGCCAGAUAACAUUUCAAGGUCAUUUAUGAAAUAAAGUUUAUAUGCAGUUUCACACCCUGUUUGAGGUGGGAAUGUCUGCUUUACCUUUUUUUUAAUUUUCUAUAUUGUCUUUUUUUUCUUGCUGUAGGUUUUUUUUUUUUAAUUUUAUUUUAUUUUAUUAUUAUUAUUUUUUUUUUUGCACUGCUGGCUUGGAACAAACCGUGGUGUGCACCUGCAGUCUGUGGCCUGGGGAGGGCGCCACUGUAUGCUCCCCUGGCCAAAAUCGUUCAUGUGCUGAUUUCUAAGAUCUGCAAUAAUUUACUGCAUCAGGUUCAUGUUUUUACCUGAACAUAAAUAAAGUAACUGUUUG
This is a messenger RNA of Lampris incognitus (smalleye Pacific opah), 7553 nucleotides long. RefSeq names its product thyroid hormone receptor interactor 12 (gene trip12). Gene Ontology annotation, biological process: protein polyubiquitination; regulation of double-strand break repair; proteasome-mediated ubiquitin-dependent protein catabolic process. The transcript has 42 exons. NCBI's taxonomy places the organism in Eukaryota, Metazoa, Chordata, Actinopteri, Lampriformes, Lampridae. Gene Ontology annotation, molecular function: ubiquitin protein ligase activity; zinc ion binding. The coding region runs from base 149 to 6319 and encodes 2056 amino acids. Gene Ontology annotation, cellular component: nuclear speck. The record is from RefSeq and is a predicted model, not a curated record.